AUGGCUGAAUGGUGUUAUAACACCACUGUCCAUUCUACCAUUAACAUCACUCCUUUCGAGGCUCUUUAUGGAUACCCUCCUCCUAACUUGUUGGCUUAUGUGCCAGGUACCUCUUCAAAUGAUGUUGUGGAUAACCAACUUAGGUCCAGGGAAGAGUUGCUGAUUUUAUUAAGGGAUAAUAUGCUCAGAGCACAACAAAGAAUGAAGUACUUUGCUAAUGGGAAAAGGAGUGACAGGUCAUUUGAGGUUGGGGAUUGGAUUGUACAAAAGCUAGGGACUGUGGCAUAUAAGCUGAAUUUGCCUGAAUCUUCAAAAAUACAUCCAGUCUUCCAUGUUUCCUGUCUUAAAAAGAAACUAGGCCAGCAUAUUGUACCAUUGCCUACUUUACCACCUACAGAUUUUUCUAGUCAUGUACAACCUGAGCCUCAACAUAUUCUUGAGAGGAGAUUACAAAGGAAGGGAAAUCAUGCUAUUAUAGAAGUGUUGGUUAGUUGGGUUGGGGCUACGGCUGAAGAUGCUUCUUGGGAAAGUUUGUAUAAACUGCGACAGCUCUAUCCUCAUUUGGUAGGAACUGUCCUAUGA
Messenger RNA from Carya illinoinensis, 582 nucleotides. RefSeq lists its product as uncharacterized. The transcript has 2 exons. The record is from RefSeq and is a predicted model, not a curated record. Gene Ontology annotation, molecular function: nucleic acid binding. Bases 1 to 582 code for a protein of 193 amino acids. NCBI's taxonomy places the organism in Eukaryota, Viridiplantae, Streptophyta, Magnoliopsida, Fagales, Juglandaceae.